AUGUCCACAGCUGUCGACAUGGCGGGCCCCUCGUCUCCAGACCAGGCCCACAGCAGCAGCACUAAAAUCCCCCAUGAGCCCCUGCGGCCCAGUCUGAGGCGCUCCAGUCACCCCUACAGCCUUUCCCACUACAUGAGCGGCCCUCAGGAGGUGAAGGGCCCUCAGCCCUCAGAGGCUCCGGAGCAGAAGAGUGCUCAGCAGUCCCACAAAGCGCGCAGGGCUCCUGUGGCCGUGUGGCCCGACAUGUGGGAGUCCCCCAGCGGCCUGCACCUGGCCCACGCCGCAGAGCUCCUGAUGCGGGCCGGUCUACUGGCCCUGACCCCCGCCGCAGCAGAGCAGGCUUCAGGGGCCCAGCCCGGGGCUCCCAGGCGGGACAGUGCAGAGGCGAAGAGGGCUGAGGGCUCGGGCCCUGAGGAAGAAGAGGACGACUCACCUGGAUGUGGGGCGGACUACCAGCCGUACCUGGGCGCCUGGUUCCCCUUCAGCCCGGCUCUUUUCCCCCUGGCGGGCUUCCAGAUGGGGGGAGGUCAGUGGAGGAGCGCGGGCCUGGCUGCGGACAGCUCGGACGGGCUGGGGGCAGAGGGUCUGUCCCCGAGCUCGUUAGGGGGCGCGGGGAGCAGCCGGAGGAAGAGGAAGAGGUGUCGCGAAUGCGUCCCGUGCCGACGCCAAACAAACUGUGAACAGUGCAGCAGCUGCCGCAACCGCAAGAGAGGACAUCAGAUCUGUAAAUACAGGAAGUGUGAGGAGCUGAAGAGAAAGCCCGGCAUCGAGGGCAGGGCAGCGGGGUUUGAGGGGCUGAGGGGCUCUGACUUCACUUUGGGCAUGUCGCAGGAGCGCAGUCCUGGGGCACUGGACGGAUAG
Molecule: messenger RNA, 861 nt
Organism: Knipowitschia caucasica
Lineage: Eukaryota; Metazoa; Chordata; Actinopteri; Gobiiformes; Gobiidae
Source: the annotation of a GenBank genome assembly